Molecule: messenger RNA, 3216 nt
Organism: Bolinopsis microptera
Lineage: Eukaryota; Metazoa; Ctenophora; Tentaculata; Lobata; Bolinopsidae
Exons: 5
Coding region: 14-2578 (854 amino acids)
Source: RefSeq, a predicted model, not a curated record
AGUUUUACUGUAAAUGACAUCUGAAGGAAGUGGUGGAUGUAGUUCCGGUGAUUGGUCUCUUGUCGACGUUGUCUUUAAGAAGACAGAUGAACUCCACAGUGAUAUUGAAGUGAUCAGCAAUCCCCCAUCAGAAUCGGAUCCUGUCGUCAACAUGGAGGACGUGCUAAAGCAGCCCCCUCGCCUGCUUUACUCUGAAGUUGUACAGAAACCACCAGUUUUCGAGUCAGACAUUGAGUUCGUGCCGGAACCUUUAACUCCAGAACUUGAGUUUGACGACGAGGAGUAUCUGAAUGAAGUGUUGAAAGCUGCCAAAGUAAGCUCAGAAUCGUCGUCUGAGUCGGAUGAUGAAACAUGUUGCUUUCCAGCCAAUAUUCACGAGAUGAAUCCAGCUAUGACUGACGAGGAGAUGGAAGAGAAAGAAGUUGUUCUGGAGGUCAAUUUGACGCUGCUCUCAUUCACUAUAAUAGUGGGGGUGUCUGGAAUGUCAGGCUUCCUGUUGGGUGGUAUCUAUUCUGCUGUGCUCACUAACAAUAUUACUCACACAACUGACCUUGCUGAAUAUCCUGGCAUCCUGCCGAGGUUCCUGUACAGUGACCCAGUAACGUGCCCCCUAGCUGGUUGUGAAUCUCGCUUGUUCCGAGUUGAAGAGAACAUGAAACAUCUGAAGAAUACUCUGUCCCACGACGUACGAGACUGUCAUGAAAAACUGAAAAGAGUGGAAAAGCAAAACUCUGCAAAAGAACUUGAAAAUGUACAAGAAAGUCAGGUAGCGGAUUCUAGCGCUAAAAUUAACUACUUAAAGGAACGAAACUCCAAACACUACUUCAAAAAUAUUGCUGAAAAAUACAGCAACAUGCUGGAAAUUAUGGAGAGGAAAUACAUCAAGACAAAGUCCCGACAACAACAGCUUGGACAAGAGUUUGAGGAGCUGAAGACUCUAGCCUCUGAGAUGGAACUGAACCUGGAGGCAUGCUCUAACGACACUAUCAGGGCAGAAAACAAGGCUCAAAAUGCGAUGAAAUCCAAGCAAUAUGUUGAAAGCAUGCUUAUCAAUCGAAUAAGUAACGAUAAAGAAGCGUACAAGAGCCUGAAAGAAAUGUACCAGAACCAGAAGAAUAUCAUCUCGGAAAUGGAGACUCAGCGAUCAACCUUACAAGAAUCUCUUGUCAGAAAAAUUUCUUCUAAUCGAAAAAAAUUCCUCGCAGCCAAAUUAAAGCUGGAAAACACUCUUGUAGCAGUUGGAGCCAACAAGAAAAAUACAUCUUCUAAGUACGACUUAAAAUCAAAAGUAGGAAAAUGUGGUGAGCAGAAUGAGAUAAAGGAGGAACUUGAUGAGAGCAAGGUUGUGAUAGCAGAAUACCAGGAACAAAUGGAAGUUUGCCAGAGUUACAUCAAACAGAUAGAAACUAAUCUCUUAAAGCUCCGUGAGGAUGUUAUUAUGAGGGAGGCUAUUCAACGGGAAUAUGUGCUCUCUCUAUCCAGAGAGCACCAGGCUGAACUAACUUCAAUUCACGCUCACUACAAAUCUCUAUCUAACGCCUCAUCUGAUAAUCUCUCUCUCAAGUCCGAUGCGUACGAAACACUAAAGAAAGAGCACGACGAGAUUGUCGGGGUAUUGAAGGAAAAAGAGAGCUAUGGAAGGUACUGGAAGGAUGCAGCCAAGUUGCAGCAACAUCAGGCACAUGUCUUGUCUAGCGAGCUAGAGAGUUGUAGGAGUGGUAAAGUUAUUGCUAUUUCAGAGUACAAGCAGACAACUGAGAUGCUGUUAGAGCUUAUACAGGGAGUUGCUUCUAGACCUAAGUGUGAUAUCUCAUCACUUCUACUCUAUAUCCCACCCUACUACACGCCUCUUCCACCCAACUACACGCCUCUUCCACCCCACUACACGCCUCUUCCACCCAACUACACGCCUCUUCCACCCAACUACACGCCUCUUCCACCCAACUACACGCCUCUUCCACCCAACUACACGCCUCUUCCACCCAACUACACGCCUCUUCCACUCUUCCCAAUACUUCAUGAACACGUGUUUAAUACGUCAGCGAGUCAGGUGGCCAAGAAGUUGAAGGAGGAGAAAGCGGCACAUGAUGCCCAUAUUAGGAGUGGUAACGUUUCACUACUAAAACAGAUCUUCAACUCAACGAGUUCCGCAGAGUCUGAGCUAGAAACCUGCUACUCGACUAUCUCCACCCUCUUUCCGGGGAUUCAGCCUCACACUCUUGCUGACGUCAUCAAUAUGACCCAGUCACGUGACCAGGAAUGCAGCAGGAAGAUGUCCUCCGCUCUCGAGAAAUACUGGGGAAAAGUCGACAAAACCUACUCUAAACUCCACAAAAAGAGGCUGCAGUCUGAUGAAGACGAAGGUGAGGACGAGGAUUGGUAUUUUAAGAGGUUUAAGUCAACAGAUAACUCUGAUGCUUAUCCCAGAGGAGCGUCAAGGAGGGAAGGUAAAGCAUACUACUCGAGGGUGGGGAGAGAGGACUGGUACCUAUCUGGGAGAGAUCGCAAGGGCCACUACUCCUACGUCAACAAACAGAGAACCAAUCGUGACAACAAGAACCAGAAGUGCGAGUUGUAGAGAUUAUAUUUAUACAUGUUAUACAUGUUAUAAUGAUAGUGACUAACAUCGUAACAUGUCAACAUGGCAAAAGCUAGAAUUGGGACGUUAUACACUAAAUAUAGCAACCCCCGGCUUUGCGAGAAGCGAAAAAGACUUGAUGAAUACACAAAACUGUAAAUAAAUGAGAAGUAUAUUAUCUAGAAUUUUUAUUCAUUUUAAGAAUUCCAAAUUUAACAGCUUAUUUGAACUGUUAACAGCUUGUUUAGUUACUCUGCUAGUUUAAGAUCGAUUUUAUAGAGAUUGUAAUUAUAGUGACUAACGUGGCACUAAAAACUAGAAUUGGGACGUUGUAGUGUACUUGUACACUAAUUCUAAGUAACGACCUUCGGCUUUUUGAGAAACGAAAAAGACCUAAUGAAUAUAAUACAAAACUGUAAAUAAAUGAAAAUGUCUAUUAUCUAUUUAAUAUUUGGCCCCCGGAAUACGGAUAACAAUAUUUGAAUUUUGAUUUUUUUAAAGAAUUCUCCAUUUAAUUAUCAUUAAUCAAUAUGAAUAAUCAUGCUAAUUUAGCUGCCAAGGAAAUGUCAGAUUUAGAUUUUAUUAUGGAAGCAAUUAUAAAGUGUAUUUGAAUUUUAUUUCGAACUUAACAUAUCUAA